Molecule: messenger RNA, 1575 nt
Organism: Scomber scombrus (Atlantic mackerel)
Lineage: Eukaryota; Metazoa; Chordata; Actinopteri; Scombriformes; Scombridae
Product: activator of 90 kDa heat shock protein ATPase homolog 1-like
Exons: 9
Coding region: 373-1482 (369 amino acids)
Biological process (GO): protein folding; positive regulation of ATP-dependent activity
Cellular component (GO): cytosol
Molecular function (GO): ATPase activator activity; protein-folding chaperone binding
Source: RefSeq, a predicted model, not a curated record
CAGAAGUACUACAGCAGUACACAGGACAGAAGUACUACAGCAGUACACAGGACAGAAGUACUACAGCAGUACACAGGACAGAAGUACUACUGCAGUACACAGGACAGAAGUACUACAGCAGUACACAGGACAGAAGUACUACUGCAGUACACAGGACAGAAGUACUACAGCAGUACACAGGACAGAAGUACUACAGCAGUACACAGGACAGAAGUACUACAGCAGUACACAGGACAGAAGUACUACAGCAGUACACAGGACAGGUACAGUACACUGUAGUAGUACUGCAGUAGUAUUACAGUAAUACUGCAGUAGUAUUCCAGUAGUACUGCAGUAGUAUUACAGUAAUACUGCAGUACAGAUAGUAGAGUGAUGGCUAGGUGGGGGGAGGGGGAUCCUCGGUGGAUUGUGGAGCAGAGAGCCGACGCUACCAACGUCAACAACUGGCACUGGACGGAGCGUGAUGUCAGCGGCUGGUCAUCAGAGCGCCUCCGUCAGCUGCUGCUGGAGGUUCGGGUCGAGGGGUCAGAGGGUCGGUGUCAGCUGACCGACGUCUCCAAACUGGAGGGAGAGGCUUCCAUCAACAACCGCAAAGGAAAACUCUUCUUCUUCUAUGAGUGGCAGCUGAGAGCCGGCUGGCUGGGAACAUCUAGCAGAGGUGUGAAGUUCAGAGGAAACAUCGACGUGUCCAACCUGUCCGAUGAGAACGACCCGGAAGACCUCGACAUCACAGCGUCUCUGUGUAAGGACCAGCCCAACACGCCGCUUCUGGAGCUGAUGAGGAGGCGCGGGGUGCAGGAGGUGCGGAGGGUUCUGGGAGAUUACGUAACCCAGCUGAAGUCAGAGUUCAGCCAAGGGAUGGUCCUGCCCACCAGCACUGGACCAGCACCAGCACCAGCACCAGCAGCAGCACCAUCACCAGCACCAGCACCAGCAGCAGCACCAGCACCAGCACCAGCACCAGCACCAGCAGCUUCACCAUCACCAGCACCAGUACCAGUACCUCCCCAGCACACAAAGAACCAGAUCAAGACCAAUAAGACCCAGAUCAGCUCCCCCAGGUGCUCCUCUGGUCCUGCAGGUGUUCGUAUCCCGACCGUCAGCUUCGCUCUGAGAGAAACGUUCCAGACAUCAGCUGAUGAGCUCUACCAGACCUUCAUCAACCAGGAGCUGGUCCAGGUGUUUACGCGCUCGGCUGCGAUGGUCGACGGUCGUCAUGGAGGGAAGUUUCGGCUGCUUGACGGCAGCGUCAGCGGAGAGUUCACACAGCUGGUACCCGACCAGAAGAUCGAGAUGAGGUGGCGGUUCCGGACUUGGCCCGGCCAGCACUUCGCCUCCGUCCGCCUGCAGCUGGAGCAGCGAGGAGACGACACGGAGCUCAGGAUGCAGUGUGGAGGCGUUCCCUCAGCGGAGGAGGACUCCACCCGGGAGGGAUGGACCCGCUUCUACUUCCAGGCCAUCAAACAGACGUUCGGAUACUGAACCAGGAAGCUGGUCUCUGUUCUCAGAUGUUUGGAUCUGUUGGACCUUUAACGUGUGAGACGUGUUGUUUGUAAAAUAAAGGACGUAAAGAUG